GACACUCGGUGCAGGGGAGGGUUGACUGCGCCCCCUCCCCCAGCAACCUCACGCUGAGCCUCUCGUCUCCGAACGGCUUCCCCUUGAUCUCGGACCCCGAGCUCAGUGGCUGGCAGAUCCCCCGCGAGCGGCUGGUGGGCGGCUGGAAGCAGAUAGCCCAAGGGAGGUAUGGCCUCCUUUACCAGGCGCAGCUCGCCUCCCAGGACACUGGUCAGCGGAGGACUGUGGUGCUGAAGGAACUGAACGAAGCUGCUGAUCCCUCCUGGGCGAAGGUGUUUCUGGCCAGGGUUAAGUUCCACGUCUUCCUGGGGCAUCACCCUAACCUGGUGGAGUUGGUGGGUUGCUGCACUGACCACUUGCCUUUCUACCUUGUGCUGGGCAACAUGAAUCGUGGGAACCUGCUCCGCUUCCUCUGGACGUGUCGCAAGGAUGUAAUGACGAUGGAGGAAGCUCCUUACGAUCUAACCGAGCGUCAAGUUUAUAACAUCGCUCUACAGGUGACAAGUGGACUGAUGUUCUUGCACAAGAAGGGGCUGAUCCACGGGGACAUUGCUGCUCGAAACAUUCUCCUCCAAGACGACUUCAGUGUCAGGAUCACCGGCCUACACAUCCCCUUCGAAAUCCAGAGAUCUGGAGCUGUUAAAUCGAACUACGCGGUGCCCAUCAAGUGGCAGUCCCCGGAGAGGAUCAUGAAGAAACCCAUGAGCCCCAAGUCCGACGUAUGGUCGUUCGGAGUGCUGCUCUUCGAGAUGGUCACUUUAGGUUCCCCACCCUACCCUGAGCUCUCCAGCAGCAGUGUCCUGCAGUAUCUGCAGCGGGGCCACCGCAUGGCGCAGCCAGUAACCUGCAAGGCCCCACUGUACAGCCUGAUGAAGCAAUGCUGGCAAUGGAGGGUCUCGAACCGACCCAGCGUGGCCCUCCUGAGGAAGCGUCUGCAGGCCAGCCUGAAGGGGGCCUGUGACAGGGUGGUGCUCCGAGUGCCGGGCGAGGUGGAGCCUGAGGCCUACAUCACCACGGCGGGAACCUGGGGUGUGGAGAGGCCCAGCAACUACACCAUCCUCUGAA
This is a messenger RNA of Carcharodon carcharias (great white shark), 1065 nucleotides long. Its product is annotated as tyrosine-protein kinase STYK1-like. The annotation marks the transcript as partial. Gene Ontology annotation, biological process: cell surface receptor protein tyrosine kinase signaling pathway; multicellular organism development; protein phosphorylation. The transcript has 7 exons. The record is from RefSeq and is a predicted model, not a curated record. Gene Ontology annotation, molecular function: ATP binding; transmembrane receptor protein tyrosine kinase activity. Gene Ontology annotation, cellular component: signaling receptor complex. Lineage: Eukaryota; Metazoa; Chordata; Chondrichthyes; Lamniformes; Lamnidae.